This is a messenger RNA of Chlamydomonas reinhardtii, 1539 nucleotides long. RefSeq lists its product as uncharacterized. Bases 72 to 410 code for a protein of 112 amino acids. Lineage: Eukaryota; Viridiplantae; Chlorophyta; Chlorophyceae; Chlamydomonadales; Chlamydomonadaceae. The transcript has 4 exons. The record is from RefSeq and is a predicted model, not a curated record.
AGGACCAGCUGACCGCCCUCACCUCCACCUUCUGCUACAAGUCAGCCGGCAAGGCGGCGGCGGCGGGCGUCAUGCUGCCCGUGGCCGUGGGGCUCGAGCUCAUCGCGGUCCCCGGCAUCGGCUGGUACACCGCCUACCAGCUGUUCAAAUCCACCUCGGCGGCAGCUGGCGGCAGCCGCCUCAACAACUACCUCAAGUCGGACAAGCGCGAGGUCCGCAUCUGCUAUUCGCCCGAGCCCAAGAUGGACCUGUAUAUCCUCAAGGCGCGCCUCAGCCCGGACGGCGUGCUGGGCGGCGAGGACAUUGAGGACUUCUGCCACGACCUCAGGGAGCCGCAGCUGCUGCAGGCGGCGCAGGGCGACGCCAACGCGGGGCCUGACAGCGCCACACUCCGUCGGGCCAUGCCAUAACACGUGUUGACGUUGUAGGCUGCUCGGAACAACCUUGGGAAUAAUAACAACUUCGUGACUCGAAGCUGGGACAGACUAGCCAACAUGAGCCACGCAGGAGAAGGCGCGAGGUGCAACACUAGAGCGGUUUUACGUACGCGAGUCACGCGCGGCAACCUGCCCUUCACCCGCGCCGUCGUGGUGUAGGAUGCGGGCAGCCAUGCCCAGCCGUGCAGCAUGGCCACGAACACUAAUUUCUUUCUUGCUAGCUAGGUGCCAUGCUUGAGAUUUGCAGUGUCUUGCAUAAGAGUCACUACCAAUCAAGCAGUAGGUACACCCAUAGAUAGCAUCACCCCGGCGGACGCAGGACAGGCGCGCACGUGAAUGCCUCCAAACGCCGCGGGGAUGCAUGCACACAAUGUCCCGUACGUGCCGAUACCGUACGCCACGGCGGCUGUGGGGUGUACCGUAAUAGCAGGGAGGGCAACAUGAAGGGUAACACCUCAGCAACCCCAGCAAGGCUGGCCUGGUCGAGCGGCGCGGAGGGGUGAAGGAUACCCGGCACGCGUGGAACACGCAAUGUAUCUAUAGUGAUAGAAGGCGUAGUGAUGGGAGGAAAUAAGGAGCACUCGGGGCCGCGAUGGCGGGUUGGAUGCGCCACGGGCCCCGGCCCAGCCAAAGGGAGCGAACGCCGGGCGGAGCCGGUGGGUGAGCGACUCGAGGGACGUGCCAGUAGUGAACCCAUCGCAGUGGCGGAUGGGUCAUCCAAUGUGAGAGAUGAUACAGCCACGCCGGCAGCCAAACUCCGCACUCGCCCACGUACGGGCACGUUGUGGUACUGCUGUGAGGAGGCCGGGCUGAGUUGGGAUGCCUGCCGACUGCCAAGCCCGCAGGGCACUGUCGGCCUGGCUACCCACAUGUGAGCCUGUGUCGCCAUACGCUCUUAAUAGUAAUGACAUAUAGCACACUGCUCCUAGCACUUCGGUGAUAAGUAAUUGCCCCGCCGGGUGAAGUAAGGCCGGGGCUGAAAGGAACCAAGGCUGGUUCCCUAGGCGUCCACUGGCGAGUGGGCAGGCGACACAUUCAGUUGGCAUUGACGUGCAGGGGUUCCUGUUGACGUGCGUUGCGGAACUAAUGCGUACGUUGGCUU